Messenger RNA from Gordionus sp. m RMFG-2023, 1488 nucleotides. RefSeq names its product zinc finger BED domain-containing protein 4-like. Gene Ontology annotation, molecular function: protein dimerization activity. Lineage: Eukaryota; Metazoa; Nematomorpha; Gordioida; Chordodea; Parachordodidae. Bases 1 to 1488 code for a protein of 495 amino acids. The transcript has a single exon. The record is from RefSeq and is a predicted model, not a curated record.
AUGGCAUUUGAUUUUUCGCAAAAUUUAAAAAAAGAAAUAUACCAAAAACUUAUAUCGUUAAAAUUAGAUAUUGCAAUUCGAUAUGAUAGGUCCAUACUGGGGAUCAAUAUUCAAUUUAUAGAUAAUGGAGAAAUAAAAUUAAGAACGUUAUGCAUGAAAGAGAUUAAAGAAAGACAUACAUCAGAAUAUCUAAAAAAAAUUAUUCUAGAUGUUCUAAACGAACAUGAAAUAAGAAUUGAUCAAAUUUAUACGAUAACCACAGACAAUGCAGCUAACAUGAUUAAAUUAAUUAAGCUGUUAAUACAUCAUGAUGAAGAAGAUGAUGAAGAUGAUAUCCUUAAUGAUAAUUUAGAUAAUGAUAAUUUAAAUAACAAUGAUGAUAUAAUUGUUAAUGAAAAUGAAGAACCUUUUUUUAAUAUUGAAAAUAUUAAUCUUGUACCUCAUACGAGAUCCAUGUUAAUGGGCAUUAGAUGUGCCUCCCACACAUUUCAAUUAGCAAUGAAUGAUUGCAUAAAAAAUUCAAAUGAAAUUGUUAUUAUUAAUAAAGCAAGAAACAUUUGCAAAAAAAUAAGAAAUCAGACUACAAUGUCUAUUUUGUCCAAAUUAAAUUUAAAAAAGCCACUAAUAGAUUGUUGCACAAGAUGGAAUUCAAUCUAUUUAAUGUUGGAAAGAUUAUUAGAGUUAAAAAACUUUUGCCAAGAAAUAUCGGCCCAAAGUAAUGAUCGUGAAAAAUGUUUGUCAGAGAAUGAAUGGAAAAUAAUUAGUGAUAUAUUAAAAGCUUUAUAUCCAUCUUAUAUUUUGACAAAAUAUAUACAAAGUGAACAAAUGACCAUGGGCGAUUUUUAUGCAGCAUGGAUCAAAUGUAUCAUGCAAACUAGCAAAAUAGACACUUCAUUUGCCAAACUUUUAGUUUGUACAAUCAAAGCACGAGAGAUUAAUUUGAAAAAUGAAGUUUUUUGCUCAGCUAUAUAUCUCGACCCAAGAUAUAAUGUAUUUUUAUCAUUUGAAGAAAAAGAUAUCGCCAAAAAACAUCUUUAUAAAACUUGGAACUUAAUCCAAAAUUUAAAUAAUCAGAAUAUUGAAAAUCUAGAUACUAUUCCUACGUGUUCACAUUCGAAAGAUAACUUAGAUGAUGAUUUUGAAGAUUUAUUAAUGUCUCAUGAAAGCCUUAAUAAGAAUAGUUCUCAAGGCAUAGAAAAUUAUAAUAAAUGUGUAGAAAUAGAGUAUAUAAUUCGGUCAUUUGAUAAUAUAGAGAGAUUAGAAAAAGAUGCAAAUCUUUUGAAUUAUUGGGGAAAUGUAAAGAAUAGUAUGCCAGAACUUUAUAAGUUAGCUAUGGUUGUGCUAGCAGUUCCAGCUACGCAGGUAUCCGUAGAAAGAGCAUUUUUUAGCCUUAAGUUCAUACUCUCUGCGCAAAGAACUAAAUUAAAUCCUGAAAUAUUAGAAAAUAUUUUAGUUAUCCGUUCCAAUUCUCUUUUUAAAAAUAAAUAA